Molecule: messenger RNA, 558 nt
Organism: Aspergillus versicolor CBS 583.65
Lineage: Eukaryota; Fungi; Ascomycota; Eurotiomycetes; Eurotiales; Aspergillaceae
Product: FAD-dependent oxidoreductase
Exons: 3
Coding region: 1-558 (185 amino acids)
Molecular function (GO): FAD binding
Source: RefSeq, a predicted model, not a curated record
AUGGACAUUAAGCUCAAGUUAGACCCUGCCGCCGGAUUUCGUGGGGUCCGAAGGAUCGGUGGACCCGGCACUGGAAUAAGGAUUCACACUAGAGUAUACGAGCAAAACAGGGGAUACAAGAUCGUCAAGUUUAGUUCUUACAAGGUCCACCAGCGGCUGGCGCACAGAAUGAGAGCUGGGAGGUUUUUGUUGGCUGCUGACGCGGCACACUGUAAACUCCACCCUGACUCGUCUAUUCCACCGUCAGAUCUCUCGUUAUGCAAUCCAUUCGGUGGGUUGGGCCUAACAGGCGGGAUUGUCGAUGUUGGCGGACUCUACGACUGCCUAUCGGGGAUAUUCCCUGGCGAAGCGGAUGAGAGCAUCCUUGACAUCUAUGACCAAGUUCGACGGUCAAAGUACAACGACAUCGUGAAUCCGGUGUCUUCAGAAACGGCCGUUGAGGAUAGUGCGUUUUUGAAAACGUGCAAACAGGCCGAGACCGGCCCCAAGGUUGCGGCGAAGAUGAGUGAGGGUUUGAACGCUCUGCAAUAUGACUUCAGGCAGCAUUACCGGAGGUAA